Molecule: messenger RNA, 3759 nt
Organism: Emiliania huxleyi CCMP1516
Lineage: Eukaryota; Haptophyta; Isochrysidales; Noelaerhabdaceae
Exons: 18
Coding region: 1-3759 (1252 amino acids)
Source: RefSeq, a predicted model, not a curated record
AUGCUGAUGCCACCGCCUGGUUUGCAGCCGCAGUUCAUGUUCUGCACCUUCACGAGCAUCCUCGCCGCGGCGACCGCGCGCCCGCGCGUCUCAAGCCCAACAGUCCGCUUCGGCGGCCCUCUUCCUCCCGGAUCUUGCAUGCAAGCCGGCGGCGGGUGGCGAGCGAACGACGGAGUCGCGGACACUUCUCGAGUCCCAACCAAGGAUUCUGUCAAGACCGAGGCCCCGCCGGAUGCGGCGUCCGCCCCUCUCACGACCCUUGAGGCGUCCAUCGGCCUCCUUGCCCCGCUCGGCCCGCCAACGACCAAGCCGGCGGGCGGCGGGCGAGCGGCAGCGCCCCGGCACCUCCUCUUCCUCCAGAGCGACCGGGCCGUCGAUGCGCGUCUGAAGGCCGCGCUGGGGGAGUUUGCGUGUCCUGCAGAGCUCCGCUCCACCCGGAUCUCCGACUCGAACGCGGUCGAGUCCGAUCGCUUCUCCGUCUCAAGCGGCUACGCCGACCGGCAGCGCGCCUGCGCCUCCUUUGCCCGCGCCAACUCCUCGCUGCUCGAGGACGAGCUGAAUCGGGCGGAUCAGGUGCGCACCCGCCACCCCGCCACGGCGGGAGGUCACCUUGCGCUCGAGUCCGAGGAGCCACCAGGCUGCUUGGCCGCCUCUGGCAAGGCCCAGGCGUCGCUGCCCAUCCCGGCCCAGUCUGGGUACACUCUCAUCGCGGGCGCCGUCCGGAUCGAACCGGACUCCGCCAGCCCUUCUCUUUUCUCUGGUCUCACGGUCGCUGCCGGGCAGCUGGUCGAGACGAGCCUCGUGCGCGCAGGAGCCUUUGUGCUACUCAGCAAAUUCACUUCGCUCAAACCAGCCGCCGUGGCCACCGCCGCGCUGUGCUUCGGCAGGGCGGCCGCGUCUCCCACGGAUCCACAAGGCGAGGAGGGGGAGGAGUACGAGGAGUACGAGGGCGAGGAGUACGAGGGCGAGGAGGGGCAGGGGGAGGAGUACGGCGGCGUUGUGCACGCGAACAACGCAGGCGACAUCGAGAUCAUCGACUCGACUAUGACAGGGUGCUCGGCUGAGUCUGGCGGCGUCGUCGCCGCGUAUGAGAGCGGUGCGGUCUCGAUCAUCGGCUCGACCGUGACGAGCUGCUCGGCUGAAGCUGAGGGCGGCGGCGUCGUCUUGGCGGUUGAGAGCGGUGCGGUCUCGAUAAGCGACUCGACCGUGUCGGGCUGCUCGGCUGAACGGUACGGCGGCGUCGUCUACGCGGAGGGCAGCGGUGCGGUCUCGAUAAUCGGCUCCACCGUGUCGGGCUGCUCUACUGGCUAUGAGGGCGGCGUCGUUGCCAUGGCGAGCAGCGGUGCGGUCUCGAUAAUCGGCUCGACCGUGACCGGCUGCUCUUCGGACAAAGAGGGCGGCGUCGUCUACGCGGAGGAGAGCGGUGCGGUCUCGAUAAACGGCUCCACCGUGACGAGCUGCUCUGCUAGAGAGGGCGGCGUCGUCUACGCCUGGUACGCGGAGGACAGCGGUGCGGUCUCGAUCAUCGGCUCGACCGUGUCGGGCUGCUCGGCUGAACGGUACGGCGGCGUCGUCUACGUCUACGCGUAUGAGAGCGGUGCGGUCUCGAUAAGCGGCUCGACCGUGUCGGGCUGCUCUGCUGGCUAUGAGGGCGGCGUCGUCUACGCGGAGGACAGCGGUGCGGUCUCGAUAAUCGGCUCCACCGUGUCGGGCUGCUCUGCUGGAGUCAAGAUCCUGUUUGGCUUCUACCAGAUCAGCACCGUCUUGUCCUCCACCUACUCGGCGCGGUUGCCGCGAGAGUACACGCGCUGGACGGACAAGCUGGCCAACGCCGUCUCCAUCGACUGGGCUGGCUUUUUCCUGCCGGAGCAGUGCCUCGGCUACGGCCUGCGGCUCCUCGUCAUCGCUCUCUCCCCCGUCGCCCUCAUCGCGCUGCUAAUGGGAGCGGGAAUAAGUCAGCGGCUCCUGCACCGCUGGCGUGCUGCCCCGGCGCCGCGCGAGAGAUCGUGGUACGCGGAGGCGGCCCUCGGCCUCCUGGACCUCACGCCGGCCGGCCUCGUGCUCGUCUUCUGCUUCGCCUACACCGUCUCCCCGCCCGACGAGUCGCCGCGGCAGGUCUCCUACAUGCGGCAGGACGCGAGCGUCAAGUGUGGCACCGGCGAGCACGAGUCCAUCACCGACCUCGCCAUCGGCCUCAUCGUCCUCUGGCCCGCCGGCUCGCUGGUCCUCUUCACGUCGCUCCUCGCCGCCUGCUACAAGCCGCUGCAGGCCAAGACGCCGACUGCGCUGACCCGGGCCACCGCCUUCCUCCACCGGGAGUACGAGAAGACCUGGUACUGGUGGGAGGCGGUCGAGCUGGCGCGCAAGCUCGUGCUCACGGGCUUUGUGCUGCUGAUAACGGAGGAGCGCGCCUUUGUUCGCCUCGUGGUGGCGACCCUGAUCUGCUCCUGCUACGCCGUCGCACUCGCCGUCGUGCGGCCGUACAAGCGGGUCGAGGACAACGUGCUCGCCGUCGCCACCAGUCUCGUGCUCCUCCUUCUCUUCCUCGGCACCAACUGGAGCACCAUCUUCCUCGGCAUCAAAGAACGCUCCGGGGUCGAUGAUGCCAACGCAGUCCUUGGCUUCCGCAGCCUCAAUGGGGUAGUCAACUCGAUGAUCGUCCUCGUCGCAGUCGUGCUCGCCUUCUUCCUCGUGGGCGCCAUCGUUGCCGCCCGCCGCGUCGCCAAGAUCCCCACGAUCCGACUCGUCUCGACCAAGCAGCCCCCCGAGAUGAGCAUCGGGACUGGCCUCACGUGGCACCUCUUCAACAGCCACAUCUGGACGCCGUCGCCGUCAUCAAGGGUAGAUGAUCUCAAAGACAUUGGGGCGCUGGAGGAGUACAUCCAGCGCUCGCAGAACUGCCUCCGCGAGAUCCGCUCGUCGCUCGAGAAGGACAAGCCGCUGGUCCUCGUCCAAGAAGCGGACCCUGACAAGGGCGGCGGGACGCUGCAGGCGCUGCGCGCAGAGUGCCCCGAGGAGCUGCAGCCGGCCAUCUUUGACAACGACUGGCCGCUCACGAUCUGGUAUCGCAUCGAUGAGUUUCAGCUCAUCUCGCUCAAGAUCAUCGCCGAGGCGCCGCCGGCCACAGCCAGCCGCUACGCAGUCCUCUCUGUCUCCCGACCGACCCCACUUGAACCACAGGCGCUGCUCCUCUGCUCGCCCAACUAUCUGAACCAGACCUCCCUCCCGCUCUGCGUGUCGGGCGAGCCCGAGAGCCAGUCGCUCGCCUUUUCCAAACGGGUCACGGUCUGGGCCUCGCCGGCCAACGCGGGCGCACUGGACUUGGCCAACGAGAUCGCCGCCGCCUUCACCGGCCUCACGAUCUCCACCACCGACGAUCGGCCGGCCACCGCGACCCACAUGCUGCUCUACCUCAACGAGGACAGCUUCGUCAGCGACGAGCGGCUGGCCGAGCAGGAGCUCAUCGCCGGCGGACUCUACAAGGACCUGGCAAAGUCGUGCUUCCCCGGGCGCCACCGCAAGGCGCGCUCUGUGUCGCUCGUGCUUCUGGCAAAGAGCCUCGGCGCGACCGCCGCUCGGUCGCGGGCGGACCUCCUCGUUUCGGGCAGCAUCGCCGAGGGCAGCACCAGCCUCGCGAGGCGCGGCUUUGACGGCCUCAGCCGGGUGUUCGCCAAGAUGAGCAGCCGCAGCUCUGCGGAGGCGCGCGACGUCUCUGGAGGCGAGGCGUCGUCAUCGGCGUCGGUGCAGCAACAGGUAUGA